CGCGUGCAGGCGCGGGCCCGAGAGGGCCACGCGGGGCAACUUGUUAGCUGAAGGGGCCGGUCGGUCGGCCUAGGGAGGAGAGGGUCGGCGUCGUGAGGUUUUGUCUACACGAUGUCCAGCAAAGCUGAGAAGAAGAGGAAAGUGAGUGGCCGGGGAAGUGCUCGCCGGCGAGCCGCCCAGGCUGCGCUGGCCCCACAGGCCGAGGAGACCACCCCGCCGGCCAGCAGGGAGUCCCAGGCGGAGCCCGAGUCUCUCAAGGAGGAGCUUGAGUCCGUGUUGGAGGAACCUGAGAUACAGAAAGAAGUACUACAGGCGCCUGAAGUGGAUGUGAAGCCCCUUUUCCUGUCUCGAGCUGUGCUGACAGGACUGGCAGACGCCACGUGGACGGAGGAGCACAGUGCCACGCUGGAACACUUUGCCCAGGACCCUUCGGAGCCCAUCCUCACCAUCUUCAUCGACCCCUGCGUGGGGCUGAAGCUAGACCUAGGCAUGCCCGUGCAGACGCAGAACCAGAUUGUCUACUUCAUUCGCCAGGCCCCGGUGCCCAUCACUCCAGAGAACUUUGAGGCGACUGUGCAGUUUGGGACAGUGCGGGGCUCCUACGUCCCGGCCCUGCUUCGGCUGCUCAGCGGCGUCUUUGCCCCUCAGAUCUUUACAAACUCAACCUGGCCCGAGAGCAUCCGAAAUCAUUUUGCUUCUCACCUGCACAGGUUCCUGGCCUGCCUGACAGACACUCGGUACAAACUGGAGGGGCACACUGUCCUCUACAUCCCCACCGAGGCCGUGAACCUGAAGCCCGAGGCGGUGGUUAAGGACAAAGAGCUGGUGCAGCGGCUAGAGACUGCCAUGGUCCACUGGACGCGGCAGAUAAAGGAGGUGCUUAGCGCCCAGGAGUCUGUGGAGACGGGAGAAAACUUGGGCCCUUUGGAGGAGAUUGAGUUCUGGCGCAACCGCUGCACGGACCUGUCUGGCAUCAGUAAACAGCUGGUGAAGCCGGGAGUGAAACACAUCGAGUCCAUCCUGCGCCUUGCCAAGUCAUCCUACCUGGCGCCCUUUAUGAAGCUGGCCCAGCAGAUCCAGGAUGGCUCUCGUCAAGCACAGUCAAACCUGACUUUUUUGUCGAUCCUGAAGGAGCCUUAUCAGGAGCUGGCACACAUGCAGCCCAAGGACAUCGCCAGUAAACUCCCGAGGCUCAUCAGCCUCAUCCGCAUCAUCUGGGUCAACUCUCCCCACUACAACACUCGGGAGAGGCUGACCUCCCUCUUCCGGAAGAUGAGCAAUGAGAUCAUCCGCCUGUGCUGCCACGCCGUCUCCCUGGACCGGAUCUUUGAGGGCUAUGUCAUUUCUAGCAAGGAGGACCUGCAGGGCUGCAUCUCCUGUUGCCACGCCUGGAAAGACCACUACCUCCGGGCCGUGCAGAUGCACACCCAGUUCUCCAACCGGGGCUGGAUCCUCGACCAGACCAGCAUAUUUGCCCAGGUCGAUGCCUUUGUGCAGCGCUGCAAGGACCUCAUCGAGGUAUGUGACUGUCAGUACCAUUUCGCCCGCUGGGAAGAUGGCAAGCAAGGCCCCCUUCCCUGCUUCUUUGGAGCUCAGGGGCCCCAGAUAACGCGGAACUUGCUGGAGAUCGAGGACAUCUUUCAUAAAAACCUGCACGUGCUGCGAGCCGUGCGAGGUGGCAUCCUGGACGUCAAGAACACCUCUUGGCAUGAAGACUACAACAGGUUCCGGGCUGGAGUCAAGGACCUGGAGGUGAUGACUCAGAACUUGAUCACCUCCGCCUUCGAGCUCGUCCGCGACGUGGAGCACGGGGUGCUGCUGCUGGACACCUUCCACCGGCUCGCAGCCCGAGAGGCUAUCAAGCGGACAUACGACAAGAAGGCGGUGGAUCUCUACAUGCUGUUCAAUGGCGAGCUGGCCCUCGUGAACCGUGAGCUGAACAAGAAGUGGCCGUACCUGGAGCCCUACAUGGCCCAGCACUCCGGGCAGGCGCACUGGCUGCGGGUCCUGCGGCGCCGCAUCGACAGAGUCAUGAACUGUCUUUCCAACGCUCAUUUCCUGCCUCACAUCGGGACCGGAGAGGAGAGCGUACACACCUAUCAGCAGAUGGUCCAGGCCAUUGAUGAACUGGUUCGAAAAACCUUCCAAGACUGGACCUCAACGCUGGACAAGGACUGUGUUCGCCGGCUGGAUACGCCGUUGCUACGAAUCAGCCAGGAGAAGGCGGGCAUGCUGGACGUCAACUUUGACAAGUCCCUGCUGAUCCUCUUUGUGGAGAUUGACUACUGGGAGCGGCUGCUCUUCGAGACGCCCCAUUACGUGGUGAACGUUGCUGAGCGCUCCGAGGACCUGCGCAUCCUUCGAGAAAAUCUGCUGCUUGUCGCUCGGGACUACAAUAGGAUUAUUGCCAUGCUGUCCCCAGACGAGCAGGCCCUAUUCAAGGAACGUAUCCGGUUCCUGGAUAAGAAGAUCCACCCUGGGCUCAAGAAACUGCACUGGGCCUUGAAGGGGGCCAGUGCCUUCUUCAUCACAGAGUGCCGCAUACACGCCAGCAAGGUGCAGGCGAUUGUGAAUGAGUUCAAGGCGUCCACCCUGACCAUCGGCUGGCGGGCCCAGGAGAUCUCCGAGACACUGCUGGUCCGCAUUAGUGGCAAACGGGUGUACAGGGACCUGGAGUUUGAGGAGGACCAAAGAGAGCACCGGGCAGCUGUGCAGCAGAAGCUGAUGAGCCUGCACCAGGACGUGGUGGCCAUCAUGACCAACUCCUACGAGGUCUUCAAGAAUGAUGGCCCUGAGAUUCAGCAGCAGUGGCUGCUGUACACGAUCCGGCUGGACCGCAUGAUGGAGGAUGCCCUGCGCCUGAAUGUGAAGUGGUCGCUGCUGGAACUGUCCAAGGCCAUCAAUGGGGAUGGAAAGACCACCCCCAACCCACUCUUCCGAGUCCUUGUCAUUCUGAAGAAUGACAUGCAGGGAGGUGUGGCACAGGUGGAAUUCUCACCCACUCUGCAGACCUUGGCAAGUGUGGUCAAUGACAUUGGCAGCCACCUCUUCUCCACCAUCGCUGUCUUCCGCCACCUCCCUGAAAUUCUCAUCAAGCGCAAGUUUCAGCGUGACCCCAUCUGCACAAUCGUGGAGCGAGACGAGGACAUCAAGAAGAUCCAGGCCCAGAUCAGCAGCGGCAUGAGCAGCAACGCGGGCCUCCUGCAGAACUACCUCAAGACCUGGGACACGUACCGCGAGAUCUGGGAGAUCAACAAGGACUCUUUCAUUCGUCGCUACCAGCGCCUCAACCCCCCGGUCUCUUCCUUUGACGCCGACAUUGCCCGCUACACAGAGGUCGCUAACAACGUGCAGAAGGAGGAGACGGUCCUCAACAUCCAGUUUGUGCUCCUGGACUGCUCGCAGCUCAAGUUCUCGCUGGUGCAGCACUGCAACGAGUGGCAGAACAAGUUCACCACGCUGCUCAAGGAGAUGGCGGCCAGGCGCCUCCUGGAGCUGCACGCGUACCUGCAGGAGAACUCGGAGAAGAUCAGCCGCCCUCCCCAGACGCUGGAGGAACUGGGGGUCAGUUUGCAACUCAUGGAUACCCUGCAGCAUGACCUGCCCAACCUGGAGACCCAGAUCCCUCCCAUCCACGAGCAGUUCACCAUCCUCGAGAAGUACGAGGUGCCGGUUCAGGACAGCGUACUGGAGAUGCUGGACGGUCUCAACGGGGAGUGGGUCACUUUCCAACAAACCCUGUUGGACAGUGAACAGAUGCUGAAGAGACACAAGGAGAAAUUCAAGACAGGCCUUAUUCACUCAGCCGACGAUUUCAAGAAGAAAGCACACAAUCUUCUGGAAGAAUUUGAAGUCAAAGGCCCCUUCACCAGCCACGUGGGGCACCAGGCGGCGCUGGAGCAGAUCACCCACGUGCGGGCCAUGCUGAACGCCAUGCGGGAGGAAGAAAACCACCUCCGGGCCAACCUGGGCAUUUUCAAGAUCGAACAGCCAGCCUCCAAGGACCUGCAGAACUUGGAGAAGGAGCUGGACGCGCUGCAGCAGGUCUGGGAAAUCACCCGAGACUGGGAGGAAAACUGGAACCAGUGGAAGACGGGCCGGUUCCUGACACUGCAGACAGAGACCAUGGAGAGCAUGGCCCACGGCCUGUUCCGCCGCCUCGCCAGGCUGGCCAAGGAGUACAAGGACCGGAACUGGGAAAUUAUUGAGACCACCCGCUCGAAAAUAGAGCAAUUCAAGAGGACCAUGCCUCUCAUCUCGGACCUGCGAAACCCUGCCCUUCGAGAGCGGCACUGGGAUCAGGUCAGGGAUGAGGUCCGACGGGAGUUCAAUCAGGAAUCUGAAAGCUUCACCUUGGAGCAGAUCGUGGAGCUUGGGAUGGAUCAGCAUGUGGAGAAAAUCGGGGAGAUCUCUGCCUCAGCAACCAAAGAGCUGGCGAUAGAGUUGGCGUUACAGAACAUCGCCAAGACCUGGGAUGUGGUCCAGCUGGACAUAGUACCCUACAAGGAUAAGGGCCAUCACCGACUCAGGGGUACAGAAGAAGUAUUCCAGGCGCUGGAAGACAACCAGGUGGCGCUGUCUAACAUGAAGGCAUCUCGGUUUGUCAAGGCCUUCGAGAAGGAGGUGGACCACUGGGAACGCUGCCUCUCCCUCAUUUUGGAGGUUAUUGAGAUGGUGCUCACGGUGCAGCGUCAGUGGAUGUACCUGGAGAAUAUCUUCCUAGGAGAGGACAUCCGCAAGCAGCUGCCCAAUGAGUCGGGCUUAUUUGACCAAGUCAACAGCAACUGGAAAUCCAUCAUGGACCGGAUGAACAGGGACCCCAAUGCUCUCCGGAGCACCCACUAUCCAGGCCUCCUGGACACAUUGGUGGAGAUGAAUACGGUCCUGGAAGACAUCCAGAAGUCUCUGGAUAUGUACUUGGAGACCAAGCGGCAGAUCUUCCCCCGCUUCUACUUCUUGUCCAAUGACGACCUCCUGGAGAUUCUGGGCCAGUCCCGCAGCCCAGAGGCUGUGCAGCCACACCUCAAAAAAUGCUUCGACAACAUCAAACUGCUGCGGAUGCAGAAGGUCGGGGGGCCCAGCAGCAAGUGGGAAGCCGCGGGGAUGUUCUCGGGCGACGGCGAGUAUGUCGAUUUCCUCCACCCAGUCCUUCUCGAAGGGCCUGUGGAGGCCUGGCUUGGCGACGUGGAGCGGACCAUGCGGGCGACCCUCCGGGACCUUCUCCGAAACUGCCGCCUGGCCCUCAAGAAGUUUCUUAACAAGAGGGACAAGUGGGUGAAGGAGUGGGCUGGCCAGCUGGUGAUCACUGCCAGUCAGAUCCAGUGGACCGCAGAUGUCACCAAGUGCCUGCUGACAGCCAAGGAGCGGGGCGACAGGAAAAUCCUCAAGGUCAUGAAGAAGAAGCAGGUGUCUAUACUGAAUAAGUACUCAGAAGCUAUCAGGGGGAACCUGACCAAGAUCAUGCGCCUUAAAAUCGUGGCUCUGGUAACGAUCGAAGUCCACGCCCGGGACGUGCUGGAGAAGCUUUAUAAGAGUGGCCUCAUGGAUGUCAGCUCCUUCGACUGGCUCAGCCAGCUGCGCUUCUACUGGGAGAAGGAUCUCGACGACUGCAUGAUCCGCCAGACCAACACGCAGUUCCAGUAUGGCUAUGAGUAUCUGGGUAACUCGGGUCGGCUCGUCAUCACCCCCCUGACAGACAGGUGUUACAUGACACUGACCACAGCACUGCACCUGCAUCGAGGCGGCUCCCCUAAAGGUCCCGCAGGCACCGGCAAGACCGAGACCGUCAAGGACCUGGGCAAGGCCCUCGGCAUAUACGUCAUCGUGGUCAACUGCUCCGAGGGCCUGGACUAUAAAUCCAUGGGCCGGAUGUACUCAGGCCUGGCCCAGACGGGUGCCUGGGGCUGCUUUGAUGAGUUUAACCGCAUCAACGUGGAGGUGCUGUCGGUGGUGGCCCAGCAGAUCCUGUCCAUCCUCUCUGCCUUGGCCGCCGGCCUCACCCGCUUCUAUUUUGAGGGCUUUGAAAUAAAUCUGAUGUGGUCCUGUGGGAUCUUCAUCACCAUGAAUCCUGGCUAUGCUGGUCGCACGGAGCUUCCUGAUAAUCUUAAAUCCAUGUUCCGCCCAAUCGCCAUGGUGGUGCCUGAUUCUACCCUCAUUGCCGAGAUCAUCCUCUUUGGAGAAGGCUUUGGCAACUGCAAGGUCCUGGCCAAGAAGGUGUACACGCUGUACUCCCUGGCCGUGCAGCAGCUCUCCAGGCAGGACCACUAUGACUUCGGCCUUCGCGCCCUCACCUCCCUCCUGCGCUACGCGGGCAAGAAGCGCCGCCUGCAGCCGGGGCUGUCUGACGAAGAGGUUCUGCUGCUCUCGAUGAGAGACAUGAACAUCGCCAAGCUGACGUCAGCCGACGUGCCCCUGUUCAGCGCCAUCAUGCAAGAUCUGUUCCCCAGCGUCGAGCUCCCCGUCAUCGACUAUGGCAAGCUGCGGGAGACCAUCGAGCAGGAGACCCAGGACCUGGGCCUGCAGGCCUCCCCGUUCACCGUCACCAAGGUCCUCCAGCUGUAUGAGACCAAGAGCUCCCGCCACGCCACCAUGAUCGUGGGCUGCACCGGCAGCGGCAAGACGGCCUCGUGGCGAAUUCUUCUCUCCCUGUCGUCCCUGUGCCGCGCCGGAGACCCCAACUUCAACCUCGUUAAAGAGUUCCCCUUGAACCCUAAGGCGCUGUCCCUAGGGGAGCUGUACGGAGAGUAUGACCUCAACACCAAUGAAUGGACGGAUGGCGUCCUGUCCAGUGUCAUGCGGGCGGCAUGUGCAGAUGAGAAACCGGAUGAGAAGUGGAUCCUUUUCGAUGGCCCCGUGGACACCCUGUGGAUCGAGAGCAUGAACUCCGUCAUGGACGAUAACAAAGUGCUGACCCUCAUCAACGGCGAGCGCAUCGCCAUGCCCGAGCAGGUGUCUCUCCUGUUCGAAGUGGAGAACUUGGCAGUGGCGUCUCCAGCCACCGUGUCCCGCUGUGGCAUGGUGUACACUGACUACGCUGACCUGGGCUGGAAGCCCUAUGUCCAGUCGUGGCUGGAGAAGAGGCCAAAGGCGGAGGCAGAGCCCCUUCAACGCAUGUUCGAGAAGUUCAUCAACAGGAUGCUGAGCUUCAAGAAGGACAACUGCAACGAGCUGGUGCCCGUCCCGGAAUACAGUGGCAUCGUCUCCCUCUGCAAGCUGUACUCGGCCCUGGCCACGCCAGAGAACGGGAUGAACCCAGCGGACGGUGAGAACUUUGCCUCCAUGGUCGAGCUCAUGUUCGUGUUCAGCAUGAUCUGGUCCGUGUGCGCCGCCGUGGACGAGGAGGGCCGCAAGAGGAUCGACAGCUGCCUCCGCGAGAUGGAGGGCUCCUUCCCCAACAAGGACACAGUGUAUGAGUACUUUGUGGACCCCAAGAUGCGGAGUUGGGCAUCAUUUGAGGAUAAGCUCCCUAAGAGUUGGCGCUACCCUCCCAACUGCCCCUUCUACAAGAUCAUGGUGCCCACCGUCGACACAGUCCGCUACAACUACCUGGUGAGCGCGCUGGUGGCCAGCCAGAAGCCCGUCCUGCUGGUGGGUCCCGUGGGGACCGGAAAGACCUCCAUCGCCCAGAGUGUCCUGCAGUCCUUGCCCUCUAGCCAGUGGUCAGUGCUCACUGUCAACAUGUCUGCGCAGACCACAUCCAAUAACGUGCAGAGCAUCAUUGAGAGCAGGGUGGAGAAGAGAACCAAGGGGGUCUACGUGCCAUUUGGGGGCAAAAGCAUGAUCACCUUUAUGGAUGACCUCAACAUGCCGGCCAAGGACAUGUUCGGGUCCCAGCCGCCCCUGGAGCUGAUUCGCCUCUGGAUUGACUAUGGCUUCUGGUACGAUCGAACGAAGCAGACCAUCAAGUAUAUUCGAGACAUGUUCCUGAUGGCUGCCAUGGGCCCCCCCGGGGGCGGACGGACCGUCAUCUCCUCAAGGCUGCAGAGUCGCUUCAACAUCAUCAACAUGGCCUUCCCCACGGAGCCCCAGAUCAUCCGGAUAUUUGGCACCAUGAUCAACCAGAAGCUUCAGGACUUUGAGGAAGAGGUGAAGCCCAUUGGGAACGUGGUGACCGAGGCCACCUUGGACCUGUACAACACUGUGGUGCAGCGCUUCCUGCCCACGCCUGCCAAGAUCCACUACCUCUUCAACCUUCGAGACAUCUCCAAGGUGUUCCAGGGCAUGCUGAGAGCCAGCAAGGACUUCCACGACACCAAGGCCAGCAUCACUCGACUCUGGAUCCACGAAUGUUUCAGGGUUUUCUCUGACCGACUGGUUGAUGUGGCAGACACGGAAGCCUUCGUGGGCAUCAUAAGUGACAAACUCGGCUCCUUCUUUGACCUCACGUUUCAUAACCUUUGUCCCAACAAACGGUCUCCUAUCUUUGGGGACUUCCUGCGGGAGCCCAAGGUAUAUGAAGACCUGACCGAUCUGUCAGCGCUGAAGACAGCCAUGGAGACGGCGCUGCAUGAGUACAACCUGUCACCCGCUGUGGUGCCAAUGAAGCUGGUGCUUUUCCGAGAGGCUGUCGAACACAUCACACGCAUCGUGCGCGUCAUUGGACAGCCUCGGGGCAACAUGCUCUUGGUGGGCAUUGGAGGCAGCGGGCGCCAGAGCCUGGCCCGCUUGGCCUCAUCCAUCUGCGACUACAUCACCUUCCAGAUCGAGGUCACCAAACACUACCGGAAGCAGGAAUUCCGAGAAGAUAUCAAGCGUCUGUAUCGCCAGGCGGGGGUGGAGCUCAAGGCCACGUCCUUCCUCUUCGUGGACACCCAGAUCGCUGACCCCGUGUUCCUAGAGGACAUUAACAACAUCCUCAGCUCGGGCGAGGUCCCCAAUCUCUAUAAGACGGAUGAGUUUGAAGAGAUCCAGGCGCACAUCAUAGAACAGGCCCGGGCGGAGCAGGUGCCCGAGUCCUCGGACAGCCUCUUCGCCUACCUCAUUGAGCGCGUGCGCAACAACCUGCACAUCAUCCUCUGCCUCAGCCCCGUGGGCGACCCCUUCAGGAACUGGAUCCGCCAAUACCCAGCCUUGGUGAACUGCACAACCAUCAACUGGUUCUCAGAGUGGCCUCGCGAGGCCCUGCUGGAGGUGGCUGAGAAGUACCUGCUGGGAGCCGACCUGGGGACCCAGGAGAACAUCCACAGGAAGGUGGCCCAGAUCUUCGUCACAAUGCACUGGUCGGUGGCUCAGUAUUCCCAGAAGAUGCUGUUGGAACUUCGAAGACACAACUAUGUCACACCCACCAACUACCUGGAACUUGUGUCUGGAUAUAAAAAGUUGCUGGCAGAGAAGCGGCAGGAGCUGCUGGACCAGGCCAAUAAGCUGCGGACCGGGUUGUUUAAGAUCGAUGAAACCAGGGAAAAGGUGGAAGUGAUGUCGCUGGAGCUGGAGGAUGCCAAGAAAAAGGUGGCCGAGUUCCAGAAGCAGUGUGAGGAGUACCUGGUCAUCAUUGUGCAGCAGAAGCGGGAGGCGGAUGAGCAGCAGAAGGCCGUCACAGCCAAUAGUGAGAAGAUUGCGAUUGAGGAAGUCAAGUGCCAGGCCCUGGCUGACAAUGCCCAGAAGGAUCUAGAAGAGGCAUUGCCAGCCCUGGAAGAGGCCAUGCGGGCCCUGGAGUCUCUGAACAAGAAGGAUAUCGGAGAGAUCAAGUCUUACGGACGGCCGCCUGCCCAAGUGGAGAUGGUGUUGCAGGCAGUCAUGAUUCUCCGAGGCAAUGAGCCCACCUGGGCAGAGGCCAAGCGGCAGCUGGGGGAACAGAACUUCAUCAAGUCGCUGAUCAACUUCGAUAAAGACAAUAUCUCAGAUAAGGUGCUGAAGAAAAUCGGGGCCUACUGCGCCCAGCCCGACUUCCAGCCCGACAUCAUCGGCCGCGUGUCCCUGGCUGCCAAGUCCCUCUGCAUGUGGGUUCGGGCCAUGGAGCUGUACGGGCGGCUGUACCGGGUGGUGGAGCCCAAGCGCGUCCGCCUGAACGCUGCGUUGGCCCAGCUUCAGGAGAAGCAGGCAGCCCUGGCCGAGGCCCAGGAGAAGCUGCGCGAGGUGGCCGAGAAAUUGGAGAUGCUGAAAAAACAGUACGAUGAGAAGCUGGCCCAGAAGGAAGAGCUUCGCAAGAAGUCCGAGGAGAUGGAGACAAAGCUGGCACGAGCCGGGAUGCUGGUGUCUGGCUUGGCCGGCGAAAAGGCCCGAUGGGAGGAGACGGUGAAGGGCCUGGAGGAGGACCUGGGCUACCUGGUGGGAGACUGUCUGCUGGCCGCUGCCUUCCUGUCCUACAUGGGGCCCUUCCUGACCAACUACCGGGAUGAGAUCGUCAACCAGAUCUGGAUCAGGAAGAUCCGGGAGCUGCAGGUUCCUUGCUCACCCCGCUUCACCUUCGAUAACUUCCUGUCCAAUCCCACCAAAGUUCGCGACUGGAACAUCCAGGGCUUGCCCUCCGAUGCCUUCUCCACCGAGAAUGGCAUCAUCGUCACCCGUGGCAACAGGUGGGCGCUGAUGAUCGAUCCUCAGGCCCAGGCCCUGAAAUGGAUCAAGAACAUGGAAGGAAGCCAGGGCCUACAGAUCAUCGACCUGCAGAUGAGCGAUUACCUUCGAAUCCUGGAAGACGCCAUCCAGUUUGGACACCCAGUGCUGCUCCAGAACGUGCAGGAGUAUCUGGAUCCCACACUCAACCCUGUGCUCAACAAAUCCGUGGCUCGAAUUGGCGGCCGGCUGCUGAUGCGCAUUGGAGAUAAGGAGGUGGAAUACAAUACCAGCUUCCGUUUCUACAUCACCACCAAGCUCUCCAACCCGCACUACAGCCCAGAGACCUCCGCCAAGACCACCAUUGUCAACUUUGCCGUCAAAGAACAGGGCCUGGAGGCGCAGCUGCUGGGCAUUGUGGUCCGGAAGGAGCGGCCGGAGCUGGAGGAGCAGAAGGACUCACUCGUCAUCAAUAUCGCCGCUGGCAAGAGGAAGCUCAAAGAGCUAGAGGAUGAGAUCCUUCGGCUGCUCAAUGAGGCCACAGGCUCCCUGCUAGACGACGUGCAGCUGGUGAACGCCCUGCGGACCUCCAAGAUCACUGCCACCGAGGUGACGGAGCAGCUGGAGACCAGCGAAACCACGGAGAUCAACAUUGACCUGGCCCGCGAAGCCUACCGCCCCUGCGCCCAGCGGGCCUCCGUGCUGUUCUUCGUGCUCAACGACAUGGGCCGCAUCGACCCCAUGUACCAGUUCUCGCUGGAUGCCUACAUCAGCCUCUUUAUCCUCAGCAUUGAUAAGAGCCAUCGCAGCAACAAGCUGGAGGACCGCAUCGACUACCUGAACGAGUACCACACCUACGCUGUCUACAGGUACACCUGCCGCACCCUUUUUGAGCGCCACAAGCUGCUGUUCAGUUUUCAGAUGUGUGCCAAAAUCCUGGAGACCUCUGGCAAACUCAACAUGGACGAGUACAACUUCUUCCUACGUGGGGGUGUGGUCCUGGAUCGCGAGGGCCAAAUGGAUAACCCCUGUACCAGCUGGCUUGCAGAUGCCUACUGGGAUAACAUCACAGAGCUGGACAAACUGACCAACUUCCACGGGCUCAUGAACUCCUUUGAACAGUAUCCUCGUGACUGGCACCUGUGGUACACCAACGCCACCCCGGAGAAGGCUAUGCUGCCAGGUGAGUGGGAGAACGCCUGCAAUGAAAUGCAGCGGAUGCUGAUCGUUCGCUCCCUGCGCCAGGACCGCGUGGCCUUCUGCGUGACCUCCUUCAUCAUCUCCAACCUUGGCUCCCGCUUUGUUGAGCCGCCUGUGCUAAACAUGAAGUCGGUGAUGGAGGACUCAGCCCCACGGACGCCACUCGUGUUCAUUCUGUCCCCCGGUGUGGACCCCACCAGUGGCCUGCUCCAGCUGGCUGAGCACACAGGCAUGGCCCAGCGCUUCCACGCCCUCUCCCUGGGCCAGGGCCAGGCCCCCAUCGCUGCUCGACUUCUUCGAGAGGGUGUGAUUCAGGGACACUGGGUAUUCCUGGCCAACUGCCACCUGUCACUGUCGUGGAUGCCUAAUCUGGACAAACUGGUGGAACAGCUGCAGGUGGAGGACCCUCACCCUUCCUUCCGCCUCUGGCUCAGCUCCAGCCCCCACCCAGACUUCCCCAUCUCAAUCCUUCAGGCCAGCAUCAAGAUGACCACGGAGCCGCCAAAGGGCUUAAAAGCCAACAUGACCCGUCUUUACCAACUGAUGACAGAACCACAGUUUUCCCGCUGCUCCAAACCCGCCAAGUACAAGAAGCUGCUGUUUGCACUGUGCUUCUUUCAUUCUGUGUUACUUGAACGCAAAAAGUUCCUACAGCUUGGCUGGAACAUCAUCUACGGCUUCAACGACUCUGACUUUGAGGUGUCGGAGAACCUGCUGAGCCUGUACCUGGAUGAGUACGAGGAGACGCCCUGGGACGCGCUCAAGUACCUCAUCGCCGGCGUCAACUACGGCGGGCAUGUCACAGAUGACUGGGACCGGCGCCUGCUCACCACCUACAUCAAUGACUACUUCUGUGACCCGUCUCUGUCCACCCCCUCCUACCGGUUGUCAGUACUGGAGAACUAUUUCAUCCCCAAGGACGGGAGCCUGGCCUCCUACAAGGAGUACAUCAGCAUGCUGCCCAGCAUGGACCCCCCCGAGGCCUUUGGCCAGCACCCCAAUGCAGACGUGGCCUCGCAGAUCACGGAGGCGCGGACUCUCUUUGAGACCCUGCUUUCCCUGCAACCCCAGAUCACGCCCACCAGGGCGGGAGGCCAGAGCCGAGAAGAGAAGGUCCUUGAGCUGGCCGCUGACGUGAAACAGAAGAUUCCUGAAAUGAUCGACUAUGAGGGGACCCGAAAACUGCUGGCUCUGGACCCCUCCCCCCUCAAUGUGGUCCUUCUGCAGGAGAUCCAGAGAUACAACAAGCUUAUGGAGACCAUCCUGUUCUCACUGACGGACCUAGAAAAAGGCAUCCAGGGCCUCAUCGUCAUGUCUACGAGCCUGGAAGAGAUCUUCAAUUGCAUCUUUGAUGCCCACGUCCCUCCGCUCUGGGGAAAGGCAUAUCCCUCACAAAAGCCAUUGGCUUCAUGGACCCGGGACUUGGCUCUGCGUGUGGAACAGUUUGAGCUGUGGGCCAGCCGCGCACGGCCUCCUGUGAUCUUCUGGCUGUCAGGCUUCACCUUUCCCACCGGCUUCCUCACUGCUGUGCUGCAGUCUUCAGCUCGCCAAAACAAUAUUUCAGUGGACAGCCUCUCUUGGGAGUUUGUCGUCUCCACCGUGGACGACAGCAACCUAGUAUAUCCACCCAAGGACGGGGUCUGGGUUCGGGGCCUAUACCUGGAGGGUGCCGGCUGGGACCGGAAGAACUCCUGCUUGGUGGAGGCAGAGCCCAUGCAGCUUGUCUGCCUCAUGCCCACGAUCCACUUCCGACCUACAGAGAGCCGCAAGAAGAGUGCCAAGGGCAUGUACUCCUGUCCCUGCUAUUACUAUCCCAACCGGGCAGGCAGCUCAGACCGUGCAUCCUUUGUCAUUGGCAUCGACCUGCGCUCUGGGACCAUGCCGUCUGAUCACUGGAUCAAGAGGGGCACUGCUCUACUCAUGAGCCUGGACAGUUGAGAGGGCCUCCUCUUCUUCCUCGCUUGAGGGAGGGUCGAGGACGCUAGGAGCCAAGGCUGAGAACGCACCUCGGAUAGAGGCUGGACCGCACUCAGGCCUUGACCUUGGUUGAAUUUGUCUGUCCUGGGGACCUGGUAAUCCCUAGUUCUGCUUGCCAUGAAGGUGGAGGAAUCGUAUCGGAGUUCAGUGCAGUAAAACACCUCAGACCAC
This is a messenger RNA of Sus scrofa (pig), 13839 nucleotides long. It is a transcript of the gene DNAH2, whose product is annotated as dynein axonemal heavy chain 2. Gene Ontology annotation, molecular function: ATP binding; minus-end-directed microtubule motor activity; dynein intermediate chain binding. The record is from RefSeq and is a predicted model, not a curated record. NCBI's taxonomy places the organism in Eukaryota, Metazoa, Chordata, Mammalia, Artiodactyla, Suidae. Gene Ontology annotation, cellular component: axonemal dynein complex. Gene Ontology annotation, biological process: microtubule-based movement.